Messenger RNA from Glycine soja, 1433 nucleotides. Its product is annotated as putative D-cysteine desulfhydrase 1, mitochondrial. NCBI's taxonomy places the organism in Eukaryota, Viridiplantae, Streptophyta, Magnoliopsida, Fabales, Fabaceae. The record is from RefSeq and is a predicted model, not a curated record. The transcript is spliced from 9 exons. Gene Ontology annotation, molecular function: D-cysteine desulfhydrase activity. Bases 103 to 1251 code for a protein of 382 amino acids.
UGGGUGCAUUGGGAGGAGAUAUUUAUAUUGGGUGCUAGUGAGUGAUGGCGAUGAGGGUGUGAAUUCUAAAAGGAAAGAACAGCUGAGCUGGUCAGAAAAUCAAUGGCAUCAUCCUUGGGUUUUGAGUUCCUGACGAAGAAGCCUUACAGUCCUCCAUCCUGGGCAUCCCAUCUCCACCCUUUACCUUCCCACUUCUUCUCUCUUGCCCAUGUUUGUUUUCUUCCCACUCCAAUUCACAGAUGGAACCUUCCCAAUCUGCCCACCAAUACCGAGCUGUGGAUCAAGCGAGACGACCUUUCCGGAAUGCAGCUGAGUGGUAACAAAGUGAGGAAAUUGGAGUUCCUGAUGGCCGAUGCCAUUGCGCAAGGCGCCGACUCUAUCAUCACAAUCGGAGGCAUUCAGAGCAACCACUGUCGCGCCACCGCCGUUGCCGCCAAGUAUUUAAACCUUGACUGUUUUCUCAUCCUCCGCACUUCUGACCUCCUCGUCGAUCAAGAUCCAGGACUUACUGGCAAUCUUCUCGUCGAACGUAUGGUUGGAGCUCACGUUCACCUCAUCUCCAAACAAGAAUAUGCCAAAAUUGGCAGCGUGACACUCACCAAUGUCCUAAAAGAAAAAUUGAUCAAGGAAGGGAGGAGGCCAUAUGUUAUACCCGUUGGCGGAUCAAACUCUUUGGGAACAUGGGGUUAUAUAGAAGCAGUACGGGAAAUUGAGCAGCAGAUUCAGAAGGGGACAGGCAAUGUCAAGUUUGAUGAUAUUGUUGUUGCUUGUGGCAGUGGUGGCACAAUUGCUGGUCUGUCACUAGGAUCGUCAUUGAGUGCAUUGAAAGCAAGGGUACAUGCAUUCUCUGUUUGUGAUGACCCAGAUUACUUCCACAACUUUGCUCAAGGCUUGCUUGAUGGACUCAAGGCUGGCGUUAGCUCAAGAGAUAUUGUCCACAUUCAAAACGCCAAGGGUCUUGGCUAUGCAAUGAAUACAUCGGAGGAGCUUAAUUUUGUAAAAGAAGUUGCUGCCACUACUGGUGUUGUUCUUGACCCAGUAUACAGUGGUAAGGCUGCUUAUGCAAUGCUGAAAGAUAUGUCUGAAAAUCCAAAGAAGUGGGAAAGGAGAAAGAUCCUCUUCAUACAUACGGGUGGCCUCCUAGGAUUGUAUGACAAGGUCGAUCAGUUGGCUUCUUUUGUUGGGAAUUGGCAACGAAUGGAUGUCAAUGAAUCUGUUCCUAGGCAGGAUGGUAUUGGAAAGAUGUUCUAGAGAAGGAAAAUGAAAAAACCUGACGUUGCCAGCAUCUAUAUUUUGUACUAUCUUGCUCUAAAUAAAUUUUAUACUUAUAUUUAAUAGCCAUAUGCUCACACUGAAUCCUGCCUGAAGUUACCAUAAGAUAGUAAAGUUCCAAAAACUUAAGUGACAAAUAAAUCAAGUUUUAUUUAUUUUUA